UUACAUGGUAUAGUGUGUGGUUGGCGUAAAAGAUGACGAAGAUGGAGACCGAGUCACCUAAAAAGUUACCACAAGUCCCAGAAACCCUAUUGAAAAAGAGAAAAAGAAAAGCAGAAUUAAGAGCUAAACGUGUUGCUAAUCGUCUUAGGGUAAAAAAGCUAAGACGAGAAAAGCGGCGCUUAAUUUUCAAGAGAGCUGAGAGUUAUGUUAAAGAAUAUCGCCGAAAGGAGCGUGAUGAAAUCCGUUUGAAGCGAAUGGCCAGGCAUGUUGGAAAUUUUUAUGUUCCAGACGAGCCAAAAGUGGCUAUUGUAGUCCGAAUUAGAGGUAUCAAUGGUGUGAGUCCUAAGCCACGAAAGGUGUUGCAGCUGUUCCGUUUGCGACAGAUUAAUAAUGCCAUGUUUGUGAAAUUAAAUAAGGCUACUAUAAACAUGUUGCGUAUUGCUGAGCCAUUCAUUGCUUGGGGGUAUCCAAAUUUGAAGACUGUAAAAGAUCUUAUUUACAAACGAGGAUUUGGACGUAUUGAUCACAAGAGGGUUGCACUAACAGAUAAUGCCAUUAUUGAAAAACGAUUAGGAAAGUAUGGAAUCAUCUGCAUGGAGGAUUUGAUCCAUGAAAUUUACACGUGUGGGCCAAAUUUCAAGAAAGCUACCAAUUUCCUGUGGCACUUCAAGCUCAACAACCCAAAAGGUGGCUGGAGGAAAAAGACUAUUCACUAUGUAGAAGGUGGUGAUUUUGGAAAUAGGGAAGAGAAGAUAAACACACUUCUGCGCAAAAUGAUUUAAAUUGAAUAAAAGUAAAAUGUUAAUUAA
Molecule: messenger RNA, 809 nt
Organism: Stegodyphus dumicola
Lineage: Eukaryota; Metazoa; Arthropoda; Arachnida; Araneae; Eresidae
Gene: RpL7
Product: ribosomal protein L7
Biological process (GO): maturation of LSU-rRNA from tricistronic rRNA transcript (SSU-rRNA, 5.8S rRNA, LSU-rRNA)
Cellular component (GO): cytosolic large ribosomal subunit
Molecular function (GO): structural constituent of ribosome; RNA binding
Source: RefSeq, a predicted model, not a curated record